ACACUGGUGGUGUUUCAAUUUUACAAUUUGUAAACAAACCAAUAGAAGAAAAAAAAACCGGAACAAUGUCGAUAUGCUGCAGAACUUGCGCAGAACCGAUUUUUCACCUGAAUCCCAGGAACCUCUUUAAAGAAGAAAAUGAAGAUAUUCGACAAAACAUUCAAGCAAUUACUGGAAUUAGGUUGUCCUAUGAUCCUCAAAUGCCUACCCAUAUAUGUUCCUGUUGUUAUUUGGAUUUAGAUCACGCAAUCGCCUUUCGAGAACGCUGUUUAGAUGCGAACAAACAGCUAAUAAGCUUGAAACAAGACGAAAUCGUCCCUAGCAAAAAUGCUUCAGUUGAAUCUAAGUAUAUUGAUCCAUUGGAUAACCGCGCAAAAGAUGCGAUCAAAUUUAAAAAUAGACUUAUAAACAGUCCAGGAUAUAAAGAAUUGUCAAGAAAUGAGUGCAAACAAAAGAACGAAGAUGUACGAAGAGUUCUAAGCCCACGCCAUAGUUCGCCUCGAGUACGACUCUUGCGUUGUCGAAAUCCAAAUAAUGGACGUCAAAUAAUAAAUCGCCCCGGCAUAUUAGUAAGCAACAGCUCCCCAAAAAACGGCUUACAGUCUGUUGCAACGCCACAUCUAUCAUCCGAUGAUUUGGCACUUGCGGUAGUUAGGCCAACUGCAUCCAUUGCUCCUAGCCCUACAAAAAGAUUCAGAUCAGUACAAGAUAAAAAAUAUGCACCAGCAUCCCGGCAUGAUAAAGCAACAAAGGUUAAGAAGAAAAAGCCAAAAGAAAUGUCGCUCGAGAAGAAGUAUGUCUGUGAGCACUGCGGGUGGUCCUUCCGCGAUUUGAGUAACAUGAAGGACCAUGCACUGCGACACUCUGGAGUUAAAAAGUUUGAGUGUGAGGAAUGCUGCCGUAAGUUUUUUACCCGUCCCCUAUUAAAGCUUCAUAUACGUGUGCAUCAUAAGGGUGAAAAGCCAUUUGUAUGUAAAUAUUGCGGUAUGGCUUUCCGCAACAGUCCCAGUCGUUGCCGACAUGAACGAAAAUAUCAUCCAAAUGAAUUGCCUUUCGAAUGUGACAUUUGCGACCAAACUUUUAUAAGCAAAAUUAGUCUGGAUAAGCACAAAGAAGUGCAUGUCAAGGGAGAAACAACUCAUCGAUGUGAAACAUGUAAUAAGAAUUUUAAAGGAUCCACAUAUUUAAGAAAUCAUUAUCUUACAAAGUUGCAUCAGAGGCGAAUGGCUGAGUUUGGUAGAAGGGAUUAUCCUGACGCUGAAAUGGGAGAAGUAAGCGAUGAAGAUAUAGGUUUUGACCUUCCCGAUUCUAUUAUUGAAGAACUCGACGAAUCUGACAUGAAGGAUACGGAUGACAAUGAAAGUUCAGACACUACAGCGCUAGGCAGUCCAAGCAAAUGUGCAAAGAAUCCUAGUAAUUCAAUGAGCGAUAUAAAUGAAUUUAGUGACUUUGAGGAAACAGAAUUGUUUCAAGAAGUAGCGCUUGAUAAAGUGGCUUCGUCGCCUAGUUCACCUGUUGUAUCUUCUGCCCUUCCAUCUCAGCCAGCACAGGAUAAGGAUAGUAUGGUGGGCAAAAGACAGUAUAGGAAGAGUAAAGUCAAUAACGUAAAACCACCGGCAAAUCCAAAAGUUUUUAUCUGUGACCUAUGCGGCCAUCAAUCUUCGAGUCCCAAAAACUUGGAUAUUCACAUACUGCGUCACAAGGGCGAAAAAAACUUUGAAUGUGCCGAAUGUGGCAUUAAGCACUACUCGAAAUAUCUACUACAAUUACAUAUUCGGGUUAAACACCAAGGCGAGAUGCCAUAUCUCUGUAAAUUUUGCGAUCAGCGUUUCUAUUCCGCCAGCACGCGUCAACGCCACGAACAAAUGUCGAAAAUGGUUUUAUGCAGAACGUGUGGUGAACAAAUUUACAGUCUCAAUGCCAAAAACCUCUUUCACCAGGAAAAUGAGGAUCUGCUACAUAAGAUCGAUAUACUGACAGGAAUUAGGUUGAAUGAUGAAGAGGAGAUGCCUAAGCUCAUUUGCACCUGUUGUUACUUGGAUUUGAACCACUCCAUAGCAUUUCGAGAGCGCUGUAUCAAAAUACAAAUAGUUCUGCGUGAUAGUAUACGAAGGGAUACAUCAGCUAUAGAUCCCCUGUAUUCCGCAAAGAAAAGGGGCGUAUCUACAGCGAUAAAUAUAAGGAAACAGCCGGAGCGUAAAAUUGUGCGUGCUCGCAUAGAAGCAAAACAAACAUCGUCUCAGGUUCAAGCUGUAAGAGCGCGCUCACCAAAACAAGCGUCAAGCACCAACACAACGUCAAUAACUGAUUCGGCUCAUCAUCGACAGCGGAUUAUGUUAGCCCGAGUGCGCUCAGAAACAGAAUGUGAUAAGAGUAUUAAUUCUACUAGACUGCGCAAGGCAUCGGUAGUGGCGAAAAACAAGUGUAUUGAGAUGGACGAAACAAUGCAAUCGGCAGCAGAAGAUUCUGAUAGCGCCACGUCUGAUAGGUCUAGAAAUCAAGUAAAUCGUAAAGUGAAGCAGCGGGAAGCUAGUAAGACCUACGUUUGCGAUCAAUGUGGAAGAUGUUUUACAGACGCCAGCAAUCUUAAAGUGCAUAUCUUGAGGCAUACAGGCGUAAAGAACUUUGAAUGCCCAGAAUGUGACUCAAAGUACUUUACACGGCAUCUCUUGAAUUUGCAUAUUCGCGUUAGACAUCAAGGAGAGAUGCCAUACGCAUGCAAAUAUUGUGACCAGCGCUUCUUUACAAGCACUACACGUUGUCGGCACGAACGUGUAAAACACACGAGGAAAUUGACAUAUGCUUGUCGAGUAUGCGGAAAAACAUAUCUAACAAAAUCUUGUUUAAAUAAACAUGAGUUCCUUCACACAGGCGAGCGACCAUAUCGCUGUGAUAUAUGCAAUGUUGGUUUCCCUAGAAAAACGAAUUUGAAAAUUCAUUAUCGUUCAAAACAACAUCAAACGAGAGCAAAUGUGGCUCUAGAUAAUGCGAGCUCAGAUGGAGAAACUGAAACUGAUUCAAUUAGUAAAGAUUUCGAUGUUUAACGAAAUAUCUACAUUACACAUAUGGUUUUAGCGCCGAUGUUCAAUUACUGUGCCAUUCACAGCAAAUUUAUCACGAUUUAACGUUAUUAAAUAAUAAUAAACAGU
This is a messenger RNA of Drosophila arizonae, 3149 nucleotides long. RefSeq lists its product as uncharacterized. The record is from RefSeq and is a predicted model, not a curated record. NCBI's taxonomy places the organism in Eukaryota, Metazoa, Arthropoda, Insecta, Diptera, Drosophilidae. Gene Ontology annotation, cellular component: nucleus; nucleoplasm. Gene Ontology annotation, biological process: regulation of immune system process; regulation of cytokine production; negative regulation of transcription by RNA polymerase II. Gene Ontology annotation, molecular function: RNA polymerase II cis-regulatory region sequence-specific DNA binding; zinc ion binding; DNA-binding transcription repressor activity, RNA polymerase II-specific.